AUGUCCAAGCACAAUAAUGUCGAAUUGCCCCAAGAUGAUGGGCAGUUUGUUGAUUCUAGAACCGGAUUUGCUAUUUCAUUAAGAGAUUUAGAAAGCUCUUCUCCUAUAUCAUCUGAUAUAAGAGGCGUUUUUGGGAAUGAUGAGUUUUCAGCAAAGGAGAAUAUAGAGAAUGCUUACGACAAAAAUGGUUCUAUUACACAUGUGUUCGAGGCUGAUGCUGCUAGUCCUACUCGUAAGGCUCCUUUUGAUCUAGGGAUUCAUUCCAGUGAUUUCUCAUCCGAUGAUGUGCUGGAUUUAGAAAGUUUUGCAAAGUCAGAGUUGAGUCCUGUUCGGACUAAUGUGAAUACUUUACCAAAGGAAAAAAGUGAAUUUCCUAGUAUAUACCCGCCUCGUAUGAGCAGAGAUGCCACAAGUCCUUUAAAGGAACGAAUCCAAAGCUCGCCAUUGUCUAAAGGAGCAAUAUUACGAGAAUCUCGAAAAUCACAGGAAUCAUCAGUUGAUAUGUUCAAGCUGGAAUUAGAUGUGGGAUUGCAUCACUUUAGUCAGACAAGUAAGCCUGACACGAUAGAAAUUAAAGAAAACAUCGAAGGAAGUAAGGUAAUAAGCUACUCUAUAGACAAUAAUCGUGGGCCUUUGUUAUCUUCGCCAACAAAACCUUCGCAGAUGCCACAACCACCCCAACCAUCACAGCCACUGCAACCACUAAAACAUGAACAACCUCUACAACCAUUACCACAACAGCUAUCUCAGAUAUCACAACCAUCACAACCGCUGCAACCACUAAAAAACCCACAGUUUUCGCAAAUAUCACAACUCCACUCAACACCUGUUGCAUGGUCUUCGUCACCAGACUAUCACAAAACAGAGACCUUGGCCACGUUGCACGCAAAAAAUGCAGAAAAACGUGAUGAAUCAACGAGGUCAACAGGAAUUGUCACGAAUGAAAAUAAUGAACCAAAACCAGUAAUGGAAAUAGUAACCAUAGAAAAUGGCACCACUGAGUAUAACGAUACAGAUAAUCUUCUUGGUCCACCUCGAGCUCCGUUAUCAACACCAGCGAAAAAACAGAUAUGGAACCAGCCAGUGGCUAUUACUAGAGCUGCCAGAGCCGAGCUGAGAAAAGCGAAUAUGCAACAAAAACGCAACGUCAGCUCGGUCAGAGAAGAAUAUGUCCCAGAAGAAAUUGAAAAUGCACCGUCUAUCGAGGAACCACAUAAAAGACCAUCGAGAAUAUCAUUGCCUCAUCUCAAGAAGAGAAAAGUAGACAAGUUCUUCCUCAGUCAAGAGCAGAAGCAAAUCCUUGAUAUGGUAGUGCACCAGGAACACAACAUGUUUUUCACUGGUGCUGCUGGUACUGGUAAGUCUGUUCUUUUGGAAAGGAUUAUUACAGAUUUACGACGAAAGUAUUCUCCUGGAGCAGUGGCCGUGACUGCCUCGACCGGUCUCGCAGCCUGUCAUAUCGGAGGUGUUACAUUACACAACUUUUCUGGUAUUGGUCUUGGUAGAGAGGAUGUGGAUACUCUGGUUAAAAAGAUCCGUCGCAACAGAAAGUGCUUCAAACGGUGGAAAGAAACUCGGGUGCUUGUUAUUGAUGAGAUCUCAAUGAUUGACGGUGACUUGUUUGAUAAACUAGAACAGAUUGCUAGGAGACUACGUACUGGAGCAGAUAAACAUAAACCGUUUGGUGGGAUCCAGGUUGUCAUCACAGGAGACUUUUUUCAGUUGCCUCCUGUGCCGGACCGUAAAACUUCAGGUGAACAAAAAGAGUUUAAAUUCUGUUUUGAAGCAGAGUACUGGCCAGAAGUCAUCACUCAAAACUACGUGCUCAAACAAGUGUUCCGUCAAAAGGAUAAUACCUUUUCAACCAUGUUGAACGAAAUGCGACGAGGAGACAUGAGCGACCACACCAUCCGAACAUUUGAAUCGUUAUCCAGACCAUUAAAAGAUAUUCCAGCGGGCCUAACUCCUACUGAAUUGUUUCCUAUGCGACAUCAAGUAGAACGAGCCAACCGGUCAAGAUCCGACCUUCUCUCUGGAAUCUCACACAUUUUCGAGGCUACUGAUAAACAAAAGGAACCCAGUAUGGAGCAUGUAUUUAAUUUAAACAAUCUCAUGGCAGUGGAGAAGCUUGAACUGAAAAUCGGGUCACAGGUGAUGAUGAUUAAAAACGUUGACGAAACGCUUGUCAAUGGCUCUUUGGGAACAGUCAUUGGGUUUAUGGACGACCAUCAUUUCAUGCUGUAUGGAGAAAACAAAGGUAUUGACUUAUCGACACAAGAAAUCAGAGAUGCUCAUGCUGGAAAACUAGAUCUUAAAGGCGACACACCACCUCCAACGACAGCAACUACCAAUGAAUUUGACGAUGAUGAUGUGUUUGGCAUUCCCAGCGACGAAGAAGUAGAACGAGACAGUCUGUCUGUCAACUGGAAACGCAAAAAAGCUAAACUACGGUUACUUCAAUACACAGAUCCGUCGACCGGGAAACAGUCUGGCAAGUUAUGGCCUCUUGUGCGAUUCAAGCUGACCGACGGAACAACUCGUGACGUUCUCGUGCAAGAAGAGACAUGGACCCUGGAGAACCAAGAAGGGAUUGUAAUGGCGUCACGAGCUCAAGUGCCCUUGAUUCUCGCAUGGGCUCUUUCUAUCCAUAAAGCACAAGGCCAAACUCUCGAGUACGUUAAAAUCGAUCUCCGCAAAGCCUUUGAAAAGGGGCAAGCCUAUGUUGCCAUCAGUCGAGCCACCCGUCUCGACGGACUCCAAGUGUCAGGUUUCUCUCGAGACAAAGUCAUGGUUCACCGUAAAGUGGUUGAUUUCUACGACUCCCUAGCAUCCCUGUCAAACGAAGAAAACGACGACAACUUUGCCAACCAAACCACAACCACUCACGAUCCCGAACCCACCACCACCACCAAACACAAACGCUCGCUCCUCAAACAAGACUACACCUACGUCCCACCCAAACAACAACUACGCUUCGACGACUUCAAACCACAGCCCACGCCCGAAGUCAUCACCAGAGUGGGCUCAGCAAACGCUGCCUCCCGGUCCUCACGCAUCUGA
This is a messenger RNA of Sugiyamaella lignohabitans, 3060 nucleotides long. It is a transcript of the gene PIF1, whose product is annotated as DNA helicase PIF1. Gene Ontology annotation, biological process: telomere maintenance; DNA repair. The coding region runs from base 1 to 3060 and encodes 1019 amino acids. The transcript has a single exon. The record is from RefSeq and is a predicted model, not a curated record. Lineage: Eukaryota; Fungi; Ascomycota; Dipodascomycetes; Dipodascales; Trichomonascaceae. Gene Ontology annotation, molecular function: DNA helicase activity; ATP hydrolysis activity.